AUGGCUCCUCCAGUGUUGCGUCCAGAGAAUGCUCUGAAAAGAGCCGAAGAGUUGAUCUCCGUGGGCGAACCACUCGCUGCUUUGCAAUCGCUCUAUUCGUAUUUGUCGAUGAGAAGGAUUCGGUUUGCAGAGCCUCAGUCGUUAGAGCCCAUUGUGUUCAAGUUCUUGGAACUUGGUGUGAACUUGAAGAGAGGCAAAAUCAUCAAGGAUGGGUUGCAUCAAUACAAGAAGAAUAUGCAAGUGACACCCGAGGGUUUGAGCUCAGUGGGUGUUGUGUCACGUAAGUUUAUCGACCUGAUUGAAGCCAAGAUGGCUGAAGAACAGACCAAGGCAGAAGAACUGGAGCAGAACGAGGCAGACGAGGAUUUGGAAGGUGGUGUUACACCAGAAAACCUACUCAUUUCUGCAGCUGAAGAAGAACAAUCCGUUGCUGGUUUCAAUGACGAAGCCAUCACCUCGUGGUUGAGAUUCACCUGGGAAUCGUACCGUGCCGUUUUGGAUCUGGUAAGAAACAACUCCCAAUUGGAACUCACGUAUUCCGGUGUCGUUAACAGAACCAUGAACUUCUGCUUGAAGUACAACCGUAAGAACGAGUUCAAGAGAUUGGCCGAAAUGUUGCGUCAACAUUUGGACUCUGCCAACUACCAACACAAACCUGCUGGAGGUCAACAGAGAUAUAACAACAGCAACAACUACACUGUGGAUUUAUCUGAUGCCAGUACCCUGCAGAGAUACUUGGAGCAGCGUUUUCAACAAGUCAACGUCUCCGUCAAGCUGGAAUUGUGGCAUGAGGCCUUCAGAUCGAUCGAGGAUGUCCACCAUUUGAUGGCCAUCUCCAAACGUGCUCCCAAGCCCCCAGUGCUUGCCAACUACUACGAGAACUUGGCCAAGAUCUUUUUCGUGUCAGGAAACUAUCUGCUUCACGCUGCUGCGUGGGAAAAAUUCUACAAGCUGUAUUUGAGCAACCCCAAGGCUACCAAGGCGGACUUCCAGUAUUACUCCUCCACUUUCAUGUUGGCCAGUUUGGCAAUUCCAGCCGAUGACCUCCCAGUGGUUGGAUACGAUCCAUUGAUUCGUUUGUGCAAUUUAUUGAGUUUGGAAUCCAAGCCUACUAGACAACAGUUGAUACUUGCUGCUACUGAGGAGUCGAUCUUCUCUGAGGUUGAGGACGAAGUCAAGCAGCUUUACAACAUUUUGGGCGACAAGUUUGACAUCAACACUGUCAAAGACGAAUUGACCAGAUUGUUGCCAUUGUUGGAAAAGAAGUCUUAUUUCCCAUCUUAUGUUACGCCAUUGAGGGAUGUUAUCAUGAAAAAACUGUUCAUUGGCAUUUCUGAAGCUUACGAAACUAUUCAAUUCGAUGAACUGAUCUCGUUGACUACAUUGCCCGGAUUGUUCGGACUAUCCAAGCUUGAAAUCGAAAAGCUUUUGAUGCAGGCUGCUAUGGAAGACUAUGUAACUUUCACCAUCGAUCACGAAACUGGCACUGUCACUUUCACUAAAGACCCAUUUGAGGCUUUGACUGCAGUUCCUAGCACUGGAGCCACCCCCGCUGCUGAAGAGGAGGACCAAGAAGAUAUCGAGGAAACUGGUAACACCCAGGAGAGCGAAGAAACUGAGGCCGACAAUGAAGCCGAAAAUGAGCGCGAACCCGUGGUUACUCGUAACGCUGCUAUUAGGGCUCAUUUGAGUGACCUUGCAAAACUUCUAAAGGACGUUGAAGGUUUUGCCAAUGGUUCUUAUAUGUACAAAGUCAAGGUUGCUCGUGAGAACUUGAUCCAACAAUCCAACGACACUAUUGGUCGUGAACGUAAAGCUGCAGAGGAAAGGGCUAAACAGGUUGAAGAAAGAAAGAAGGCCGAAUCUGGUAGACAUCUAACAGCUGCGCAGGCUGCUGAAGAACGUAUGAGACGUAUGGCGGAAGAAAAGGCCGCUGCUGACAUCAGAAUGGAAAGCGAAAUGAAGCGCCGUGCUGAAGAAAAGUUGGAGCGUGAAAAGGCUUUGGUAAGAGAAGCUGAGAUGAUCAAGAUGAUCGAAGAGGUCAACGCCAAGGGAAUCAUUCACAUUGAUCCAAAGGAAGCCAAGACUUUGACUGCCGAAGACGUGAGAAGAAUGACGAUCGAGCAAUUGUCCAAGGACAAGAAGGACUUGGAAGAGCGCAUGAAAUACGCUUUCAAGAGGAUCGACCACACCGAAAGAGCUUUGAGAAAGGUGGAACUACCAGCUUUGGAGAAAGAUGCCGAAAACCAAGAGUCCAGAGAUUUGGAGAACUAUGAAAAGACGAGGGCCAAGCUCACAGACGCCGCCAAGAAGGAGCACGCAGAGAACGUCAAGCUACAUGAACGUCUAUUGAAGAUUAAUGCGGACUACCAAAAGUUCAAGUCUGACCUCGUGUCAACGAGAGGUGAAGAACUAGCGAAGGCGCGUGCCGAGAAAGCUGCCAAAUUCGAAGCUGCCAAGAAGGCCCGUAUUGAACAAGUUCGCAAGCAGCGUUACGACGAGUUGGUUGCAGAGAGAGAAGCGGAACUCAAGGCCAAGCAAGAAUCGGAGCGUGCAGAGAAGGAGCGCGAAGAACGGAUCAGAAUCAACAAGGAGAAGGAGGACAUGUACGCGAAGCAAAGAGAAAGAGAAGAGGCCAUUGAAAAGCAGCUUCAAGCCAAAAACGCUAACGGUGGAGCACAAGCCCCUGCUGCCGUGUCUACUGCAUCUCUAUCUUAUGCUGAGAGAAUGAAAUUGAAAAGACAAGGUGUGCCCGUACCUGAGGACGCACCAGCUGCCAGAACCCCAGCACCAGCUGCUGCUAGAGCCCCAGCCCCAGUUGCUGCCAGAACUCCAGCACCAGCACCAGCACCAGCACCAGCGCCUGCAUCUCCCCAACCUCCUGCCGAGGGCAAGGAAUUGUCUUUUGCCGAGAAGAUGAAACUCAAAAGAGCCCAGAGGUAA
Molecule: messenger RNA, 2943 nt
Organism: Lachancea sp. 'fantastica'
Lineage: Eukaryota; Fungi; Ascomycota; Saccharomycetes; Saccharomycetales; Saccharomycetaceae
Source: the annotation of a GenBank genome assembly